Messenger RNA from Fukomys damarensis (Damara mole-rat), 1305 nucleotides. RefSeq names its product glutathione S-transferase theta-4. Gene Ontology annotation, biological process: glutathione metabolic process. Gene Ontology annotation, cellular component: cytoplasm. Lineage: Eukaryota; Metazoa; Chordata; Mammalia; Rodentia; Bathyergidae. Gene Ontology annotation, molecular function: glutathione transferase activity. The record is from RefSeq and is a predicted model, not a curated record. Bases 580 to 1305 code for a protein of 241 amino acids. The transcript is spliced from 5 exons.
GAAAGAAGCUGGAGAGAGAGGACGGGAUUAGGGAGAAGACACACUCUUCAAAAUCAGGCGCUCAGUUCUACUUCUCCCAGCCUGGGACCCACCUCCUAAAGGUUCAGACCAAGGCUUUAAUACAUCCCUGGUAGGGAUGAUCAACACCCAAACUGUAGCACCCAGAUGCUGGCUCUCCUCCCAGCCUUUCCCAGAUUCACCUGUAGAUCCCCCCAACCCUUACUUCUGUUCCCUAUGAAGCCCCUCCUGCCAUGUUCUGCGCUGAAGGCCUGGCACUGGGAAUUGUCUUGCAUGAGCCCUUUUCACAGAGUGUCUAUGAGGUAGGACCACAGAGCACACGCCCACACAGGAGUCUACCCCUUGUCAGCCUUUGUCAGAACCCUCUCCCUACGCCCGAGAUCUUCUCAGAUUCUUACUGUUGUGAGAAUUCUAGGCUUCCUGGCCUCAUAACAAUACUAAGGGAAACAAAAAGUUCCAGAAUUCAGAGUCAGGUCAGGGUGGGCCAGGAUCUCAGGCCGGACACAAACUCAGAUCUGUGGCCAGCCCUCUACAACUGUGGAAGCCACCAAGUAGCUCAGCAUGGGCCUGGAGCUCUACAUGGACCUGCUGUCAGCAUCCUGCCGUGCUGUCUACAUCUUUGCCAGGAAGAACAGCAUCCCCUUUGACUUCCAGUUUGUGGAUCUGUUGAAAGGUCACCACCACAGCAGGGAGUACAUCGAGAUUAACCCCCUGAGGAAGUUGCCCAGCCUCCGAGAUGGAAAAUUUGUCUUAUCUGAAAGCGUGGCCAUCCUCUUCUACCUGUGUCGCAAGUACAGCGCGCCUUCGCACUGGUAUCCGCCAGACUUGCACACGCGCGCCCGUGUGGAUGAGUUCAUGUCCUGGCAGCACACAGCCAUUCAGCAGCCCAUGAGCAAGUUACUCUGGAUCAAGUUGCUGAUCCCAAUGAUCACGGGAGAGGAGGUUUCACUGGAGAAGACAAACCAGGUACUCGAAGAGGUGAAGAAAAACCUUCAGUUAUUCGAGGAGAAGUUUCUGCAAGACAGGAUGUUCAUCACAGGGGACCACAUCUCACUGGCCGAUCUGGUGGCCCUGGAGGAGAUGAUGCAGCCCAUGGGGGGCAAUCACAAUGUCUUCCUUAGCAGCUCCAAGCUGGCGGAGUGGCGCAUGCGGGUUGAGCUGUACAUUGGCUCUGGUCUCUUCUGGGAGGCCCAUGACCGGCUGGUGAAGUUAGCAGAGUGGGACGUUUCAACGUUGGAUCCCAUGGUCAAGGAGCGGAUCUGCAAGUUUCUGGAGACUUACAAGUGA